Papaver somniferum (opium poppy) is the source of this 1602-nucleotide messenger RNA. RefSeq names its product subtilisin-like protease SBT1.4. Lineage: Eukaryota; Viridiplantae; Streptophyta; Magnoliopsida; Ranunculales; Papaveraceae. Gene Ontology annotation, biological process: proteolysis. The transcript is spliced from 4 exons. The record is from RefSeq and is a predicted model, not a curated record. The coding region runs from base 1 to 1602 and encodes 533 amino acids. Gene Ontology annotation, molecular function: serine-type endopeptidase activity.
AUGUCAAGCAUAGAUGAGGAGUGGCCUAACAAGGAGUAUAAAGGAGACAAUCAAGGAAGACGGAACAAUGACCAAUGUGUGAGGUAUAAUGAUCAGAUGGGAAGGUAUAACAACCAACGAUUUGGAGAGAGAAUACCAAACGGUCCCAUGUUUGAAGGUGUGAAACUCCCAAAGCUUAAUACAUCAAUAGAUAAAAUCUGGGAAUCAGACAUAUUAUCUGAAGAAAUCCUUGAUCUAGCGCCGAAAUGUAGCUGUUUCUACAAAGGGCUUGAAGCACAUCUCGGUCAUAGAGUUGAUACGGACGGUAAAGAAUCAAGAUCACCGAGGGACACUGCCGGACAUGGUACACAUUGUGCAGCUACUGCAGCUGGAACUCCCGUCAAAAACGCCGGGUUUCAUAAUUAUUCCGUCGGAGAAGCCAAAGGAAUCGCAACUAGAGCUAGACUUGCUUCUUACAAGGUGUUGUGGAACAUCGGAGCUGUGGAUUCUGACAUGCUAGCUGCUAUUGAUCAAGGUGUUAAUGAUGGAGUUGAUGUCAUGUCUUUCUCACUCGGUAAAUCCUAUGGUACCCCUCCAUACGACAAAGAUCCGGUAGCAAUUGCAACUUUUGGUGCAGUGGAGAAGGGAAUUCUGGUUUCUUGUUCCUCUGGAAACUAUGGCGCUCAAACUCCUAAAGUGAUUUCUAAUGUCGCACCAUGGAUGUUGACAGUUGGAUCGUCGACUAUGGAUAGGGAAUUUCGUGCUGAUGUGAUAUUAGGAGACGGACAAGUAUUCCCAGGUCUUUCAUUGUAUAAUAACGGGGUACACGAUACUUACUUAGAGAUUGUCUACAUUCAAAGCAGUGACGGUUCUUCUGAAACGUGCCUAGACGGAUCGUUAAGCGCAGCUCAAGUUGCCGGAAAAAUUGUAGUUUGUCUGAGUGAUGGGAGUGAGGUUGUCAAGGCGGCUGGUGGUUUUGGAAUGAUUCAGAUGGAGAUGGUUGACCAGUUUGAAGCAUUGCCGUCGAAUUUCUAUCGGAUACCGGCGACUCAAGUUACUAAAACUUCAGGCUUUAAGAUUAUAGAAUAUAUCACCACUAGUAAAAACCCAACGGCUAAAAUAAAUUUCCGAGGGACUGUAACUGGGUCUUCUUCAUCCACCGGUCCGAAUCCGUUAACACCAGAGAUUCUCAAACCGGAUGUUAUUGCACCCGGAGUUAAUAUUCUGGCUGCCAAGUCCGGGUCUGAUGCUGAAUUCGUACUCAUGACUGGUACUUCCAUGGCGUGCCCUCACGUCAGCGGAUUAGCUGCAAUGCUUCGAAAUGCUUUUCCUAAGUGGUCUCCGGCUGCCAUCAAAUCGGCUCUCAUGACAACUGCUUAUACUGUUGAUAAUUCAGACCCGAACAAAGCUCUAAACCCUGGUUUGGUGUACGAUAUUGCGCCUAGUGAUUACCAAGCUUUUCUUUGCACCAUUGGGUACACCGAAAUGCAGAUGAAGCUCUUCGUCAAGGAUAAUAGAAAGGUUGAUUGCGAUUUAGUCAGGUUAUCUAGUGCGGGUGAUCUGAAUUAUCCAUCGUUUUCUGUUGUUUUUAAAUCCGGAACCGACGACCGUUGUCAAGUAUAA